AUGGAUAUGGACUCGAUCCUCGACAGCGGCUAUGUGCCGCACUUUGUGAUUCGGCGCGGAAUCAGAAUGCAGUUGCGCGACCGUAUCAACUCCAUCGCUUCAGAAUCCCUCGAAGUUGCCAAUCAGAAGAAGAUGGAAUUUGUGCAGAAGCUACGCACGCAGCCCAUUGCCAUUGAAACAGACGCUGCUAAUGAGCAGCACUACGAAGUUGGCGCUGGUGUCCUUGCGGCUUGUCUAGGCCCGCGAAUGAAGUACUCUUGCUGCUUGUACCCUACCGGGAAGGAGUCUUUGGGCGAGGCUGAAGUUUUGAUGCUUGAAUCCUAUCUGAAAAAGGCGCAGAUCGAGGACGGCAUGUCGAUAUUGGAUCUCGGAUGCGGCUGGGGUUCCGGUGCGCUAUUCUUCGCCGAGAAGCUUCCCAAGUCACAAAUUACAGCCUUUUCAAACUCAAAAUCUCAGAAAGAGUAUAUCGACGGCAUUGCAAAACAAAAAGGCUUCACGAAUCUCAGAGUGAUCACUGGAAAUGUUGUCGACUAUGAGUUCGAAGCCGAAACCCUUGAUCGCGUGGUAUCUAUUGAGCUUUUCGAACACAUGAAAAACUACAAGCUGUUACUCGCGAAGCUGUCGCGUGCCCUCAAACCCAAGGGCAAGCUAUUCGUCCACAUCUUCGCGCAUGCGACGUCGCCGUACGACUUUGAGGAUGGUUGGAUGACGCGCCACUUCUUCCGAGGCGGAACGAUGCCAUCGGAUGACUUAUUCCUAUACUUUCAGGAUGAUCUACGAAUCGAGAAUAAGUGGUGGGUUAAUGGUAAACACUAUGCCCAGACGUGCGAGGACUGGCUCAAGUGCAUGCUGAAGAACGAGAAGGAGAUUUGGCCGCACUUGGUUGAAACCUACGGGCAGGAAAGCGCGUCUACCUGGUGGAACCGGUGGCAGAUCUUUUAUCUGGCUUGCGCGGAGCUGUUUGCCUACGAGGGAGGGGAUACUUGGGGUGUCGCCCAUUAUCUAUUCCAGAAGCCCUAG
[Torrubiella] hemipterigena is the source of this 1020-nucleotide messenger RNA. Lineage: Eukaryota; Fungi; Ascomycota; Sordariomycetes; Hypocreales; Clavicipitaceae. The record is from the annotation of a GenBank genome assembly.